AUGGAUUUGGACAGAUCUAUCUCGAUCUGUUCAUUAUCUAUCUAUUUAUCUAUAUAUCUAUUUAGGUCUGUUUAUAAUCUAUCCAUCUAUUUCAGUCUGUUCAUAAUUUAUCUAUCUAUUUUGGUCUCUUCUUUAAUCUAUCUAUCAAUGUCUGCCUGUUCAUUAUCUAUCUAUCUAUCUAUCCUCAUAAUCUAUUUAUGUCAGUCUGUUUGUUAUCUAUUUUGGUCUGUUCAUAAUGUAUCUAUCUAUUGCUGUUUGUUCAUUAUCUAUCUAUUUCAAUCUGUUCAAUAUCUAUCUAUCUAUCUAUCUAAGUCUGUUCCUGCCAAUCUAUCUCUCUACAUAAUCUAUCUAUCCUGUUCCUAUCUAUCUAUCUAUCUAUUUUGGUCUGUUCAUAGUCUAUCUAUCUAUUUCACUUUGUCCAUUAUCCUGUGCCUAUCUAUCUAUCUAUCUAUCUAUCUUGGUCUGUUCAUAGUCUAUCUCUCUAUCUAUUUUAGCCUGUUCCUAUCUAUCUAUCUAUCUAUCUUGCCUAUUCCUGUUUAUCUAUCUAUCUAUCUAUCUAUCUAUCUAUCUAUCUAUCUAUCUAUCUAUCUAUCUAGCUAUCUAUCUAUUUUAGUCUGUUCCUAUCUAUCUAUGUCUGUUUGUUAUCUAUUUUGGUUUGUUUAUAAUCUAUCCAUCUAUUUUGUUCCUGUCUAUCUAUCUAUUUUAGUCUGUUCCUAUCUAUCUAUCUAUCUAUCUAUCUAUCUAUCUAUCCAUCCAUGA
Messenger RNA from Acanthosepion pharaonis, 759 nucleotides. NCBI's taxonomy places the organism in Eukaryota, Metazoa, Mollusca, Cephalopoda, Sepiida, Sepiidae. The record is from the annotation of a GenBank genome assembly.